UGAUGACCGAGACUCCCGAAGUUCCCCAGUUCUGCCAGGUCCUGUGGGACAGUGGUUACCACAGCCUGGCCAGGGCACUGGAAGACCCCCAGGCUGACCAGCGUGAGCAAGCUGAGGCUCUCAAAGACGAGGUCACAAGUCUGCAGCAACAGAACCGGCUCCUGACCAGGCGAGUACGGCAGCUGGAGUUGGACCAGCAGCGGACCAACAAGAAGCUCGCAGAAAUAACAGCAGAACUGAGAUGUAAGGACAGCCGGUACACCAUGCAAAGCUCUACUGAGGAGGACUUGCUAAAGAAGAGGAACAGAACGCUCAGGGAACUCUUAGAAAUGGAGGAACAAUACAGGAGACGUAUGACAAAACAAAGGGAUGGGCAUGUACAGAAGUCAUUAUAGUGGUCUUUAUUUUAUAUAAAGGAGAAAAAUAUGAAAUGCCUCCAGCCCAUACCAGGACUGCUGGGCAUUUAAAAUGUGUGGGUAGCAGGGCAUCUUUUGUGUAAAUAUAAAGAAACUGCUGUGCAUAUGGGCAUACAAUGCCAGUUCCAUCUGCUGCUAAUGCUAACAUGUUUUAGGAAGAUUUUGCAAGCUGUUAUGUAGGUUACAAUCCUUGUAUCUAAAAUAGGAUUUGAGAAUCUGAUAUGAAAGACUAACAUUUGAAUGGUGGUUGGAAUGAAGUUUUUAUUUGUCACAACUGCUGUUGCUGAAUAAAGGGCAGGAAUCAA
This is a messenger RNA of Branchiostoma floridae (Florida lancelet), 721 nucleotides long. RefSeq lists its product as uncharacterized. The transcript has 2 exons. NCBI's taxonomy places the organism in Eukaryota, Metazoa, Chordata, Leptocardii, Amphioxiformes, Branchiostomatidae. Bases 3 to 395 code for a protein of 130 amino acids. The record is from RefSeq and is a predicted model, not a curated record.